GGAAGACCUGAAGUAGAGAUGCUCUUGGGAAUCAUCCCCAGGAGUGGAAGUGGAGAAUGCCCUCCUUGAGUGAGCAAAGCGAGUGAAGCGCAGCCUCUCUAGACUCUGGGGGCUAAGGUGGGCGUGAGCGAAGGGGAGAUAGAGAAGAAGGAUCUGCGCAGGGCUCCAUGGCCUUCCUGCACAGCUGCUCUUGUCCUCCCCUAAGCCUGUACCAUGAGGACUGCUUUCUCAGGACUCCUGUCAUAAUUUUUUUGUAAACAGAGGAAAUAGCUAAAAAUGACAAGUAGAAGUAUUGAGGAGUCCAUGGGGGCUGUUCAUAUGGGGUUAGUCAGAACACUUAAAGGAUUCCAAAGCAAGAUUUUACCACCCAUGAGUCCAAAGGUGGUUGCAGAAGAUGAAGUAAAUCGAAUGCUGACACCCUCGGAGUUCCUGAAGGAAAUGUCCCUCACCACAGAGCAGAGACUGGCCAACACCCGUGUGAUGUGCCGACCACAGAUCAUUGAACUUUUAGAUAUGAGGGAAACAACACAUCAAAAGUUUCCAGGAAUUGACCUGGAUCAGGCGUUAUUCCAGCCUUUUCCAUCAGAAAUCAUAUUUCAGAACUACACUCCCUGUGAAGUCUAUGAGGUCCCACUGGUUUUGAGGAACACUGACACAAUUCCAAGGAUGGUGAAAGUUGUUGAGGAAAGUUCACCUUACUUUAAAGUAAUCAGCCCCAAAGAUAUCAGCCACAAAGUCGCUCCAGGAGUGCCAUCCGUGUUCCGAAUCCUCUUUACACCAGAGGAAAACAAGGAUUAUGCCCAUAUGUUGACCUGUGUUACUGAAAGAGAAAAGUUUAUUGUGCCCAUCAAAGCUAGAGGUGCACGAGCCAUCAUAGAUUUUCCUGACAAGCUGAAUUUUUCCACUUGCCCUGUCAAAUACAGCACUCAGAAGAUCCUGCUGGUACGAAACAUUGGCAACAAAGAUUCUGUAUUUCACAUCAAAACUCAUAGGCCCUUCUCUGUAGAGCCGUCUGUUGGAACUCUGAAUGUAGGAGAGUCCAUGCAACUGGAAGUGGAUUUUGAACCACAGACUGUGGGCAAUCACAGUGAAAGACUUAUUGUGCAUUACGACACAGGUGAAAAAGUGUUUAUAUCUCUGUAUGGAGCUGCCGUAGACAUGAACAUAAGGUUGGACAAGAAUUCCUUGAUCCUGGAGAAAACUUACAUAUCUCUGGCCAAUCAGCGAACUGUAACUAUUCACAACCACAGUAGCAUCAUUGCCCAUUUCCAGUGGAAGGUAUUUGCUACCCAGGAAGAGGAAGACCAAGAAAAGUACAGGGUCUGUGAUGAUCUUAGCAAAAAGGAAAAGAGUGAGACUGAUGAGUUUCUUGAGGAGUGCAUUAUUGAUCCUUCUCUCCGACAACGUCUUUCCAUUCUCUCCCGAACUUUUGAGAAUCAGAGAAAGCUGGUUCAGGCAGACAGCAUGCUCUUCUUGAAUACCAUUUUCACUAUUGAGCCUCUGGAAGGCGAUGUCUGGCCCAAUUCAUCAGCUGAAAUCACUGUGUACUUUAAUCCCCGGGAAGCCAAGCUCUACCAGCAGACCAUCUACUGUGACAUUUCAGGUCGAGAGAUCCGUCUGCCCCUCCGAAUCAAAGGGGAAGGAAUGGGACCAAAGAUUCAUUUCAACUUUGAGUUGCUGGAUAUUGGAAAAGUUUUUGUUGGAUCUGUACAUUGUUAUGAGGCAGUGCUAUCCAACAAAGGCAGCAUUGAUGCCCUCUUCAAUGUGGUCCCUCCAGUUUCACCUCUGGGGGCCUGCUUUGUUUUCAGUCCCAAAGAAGGCAUCAUCAAACCAAGCGGAGUCCAGGCUGUCCAGAUCUCCUUCAGUUCUGCUAUCCUAGGGCACUUUGAAGAAGAGUUCCUAGUCAAUGUGAAUGGGUCACCUGAGCCUGUGAAAUUGACCAUUAGAGGCUGUGUCAUUGGACCUACCUUCCAUUUUAAUGUUCCUGCUCUGCAUUUUGGUGAUGUUUCCUUUGGGUUUCCUCAUACCUUGAUAUGUUCCCUCAAUAAUACCUCCUUGGUCCCCAUGACCUUCAAACUGCGUGUCCCUGGGGAUGGCGUUGGCCAGCAAAGCAUUUCAAGUUGUGAGCAGUAUUCAGACAACCAAAAACCAUUUUGGAACAAGGAUGAAUUACCUGUAAUAAGACCAAAAGAAUUCACCAUAACCCCCAGCUGCGGCACCAUUCGCUCCCAGGGAUUUGCUGCUAUCAGGGUGACCUUAUGCUCCAACACUGUGCAGAAAUAUGAGCUGGCCUUGGUGGUAGAUGUGGAGGGCAUCGGGGAGGAAGUGCUGGCGCUCCUAAUUACAGCAAGGUGUAUUGUACCUAACCUCCACGUGGUUAAUACAGAGGUGGACUUCGGGCGUUGCUUCCUCAAGUAUCCAUAUAAGAAAACGAUCCAGCUUGUCAAUGAUGACAACCUCCCAGGAUGCUACCGGGUCCUGCCUCAGGUGUAUCAGGAUGUGCCCGCUGUGCUGCUCUCUAGUCCCACGCCCUGUGGGAUCAUCCCCCCGCACAGCACGGUUCACAUACCUCUGACCCUGGAGACCCAAGUCACUGGGGAAUACAGGUCCACAGUUUACAUCUCAACCUUUGGGAGCCAGGAUCCCCCGAUGGUAUGUCACUUAAAGAGCAUCGGAGAAGGCCCAGUUAUCUAUGUACAUCCCAGUCAAGUUGACUUUGGCAAUAUCUACGUCCUGAAGGACUCCCUCAGGGUUCUCAACUUGUCUAACCAGUCCUUCAUCCCCGCAUUUUUCACGGCACACAUGGCACACAAAAAGUCCCUUUGGACCAUUGAGCCCAAGGAAGGCAUGGUUCCCCCAGAAAGUGAUGUCGAACUGACACUGACCGCCAACUUGAACGACAUACUGACAUUCAAAGACACAGUCGUUUUGGACAUUGAAAAUAGCAACACCUACAGAAUUCCUGUCCAGGCUUCAGGAGUUGGCUCCACCAUUGUUUCAGAUAAGCCCUUUGCACCAGAACUCAAUUUGGGAGCACACUUUAGCCUGGACACCUAUUACUACCACUUCAAGUUGACCAACAAGGGACGUCGGGCCCAACAUUUAUUCUGGAUGAAUGAAGAUUUCUGUCCAAAAGAAAAGUUGAGCAAGAAGAAGCUGGCCAAGAAGGAUCAUGCUAAGAGCCAGCCCCAGGUCCAGUGCUGCCAGGCACCCAGGGAGCCUCACGGCCCCGUGUUUCAGCUCCACCCCGUCAGGAUGGAGCUGUCCCCAGGCCAGACGAUUGAUGUGAUACUCGAAGGCUAUUCUACCACUCCCAGGGUAGUCAAAGAAAAGCUGGUAUGCCACACCAUCAUUGGGACACAAAAGGGGAAGAGCCUGGUGAUGACCGUGAGCAUCAUCUGUGAGUUUGUGGCGCCAUUCAUCCAGCUCUCCACCAAGCAGCUUGUUUACCGACUGGAGAAGAAACCUAACACUAUCCUCGAACCUGAAUACCAGCCCUUGGCCAUAAAGAACAUUUCCACGCUGCCUGUGAACGUGGUGCUCUCAACAGGUGGACCCUUCUUUAUCUGCGAGACUGAUAAAUCCCUGCUGCCCUCAACUCCUGAGCCUGUUAAACUGGAGGUCGGUGAAGUGAAAGACCUGCUGGUCAGAUUUGACCCUUCCUACAAAAAUGAUCUGAACAACUGGGUGGCCGAAGAAGUUUUAGCCGUCAAGUAUGUGGAGCACCCUCAAGUGGACAUCCUGCACCUGCGUGGAGAAGUGAAUUACCCCAACCUCACCUUUGAGACCAUGGAGCUGGAUUUUGGCUGUAUCUUGAAUGACACUGAGGUGAUCCGCUACAUCAUGAUCACCAACUGCAGCCCCCUGGUUGUGAAGUUUCGCUGGUUCUUCCUGGUGGACGAUGAGGAAAAUCAGAUAAGGUUUGCGCUGUCCCAGGGGGAGUCCACCCCAGUAACCCUGGCAUCUGGCAGUUCGGCUGCAGUCCCAGCAAUAGAGUCCCCCGAGAUCGACCUAAGUGAUUUUGUUAAGACUAUUAUUGUGGAUGAAGAUGUCGGAUCUGAAGAAAGAGAAAACAAAAAAGCACAAGUGCCCCCUCUGGCCAUCUCAGACGGAUCGAGAAUGAACUCUGCUGAAACAGAAAGAAUAGACGUGAACCAGAGCCACAGGGAGUUUCAUGAAUCCCCAUGGAGCUUUGAGCGGGAUGAAAUGUUUUCCAUUGGUGUAGAAGAAGUGUUUGAUAUUUUGCCCCUCUAUGGAGUGCUGCGGCCACACAGUAGCCACCAGAUAUCAUUCACCUUCUAUGGACACUGUGACAUCAUUGCGCAGGCUAAGGCUCUGUGCGAAGUGGAAGGAGGACCCACCUAUGAGAUCAUACUAAGGGGAGAGGCCUCCCUGGUCAACUACUCCUUUGACACCAAGGAUAUUAACUAUGGAUUACAGCUGUUUGACCUGGUCACAGAGAAAGAAAUCACUCUCAAGAACACUGGGAAAGUUGGCUUUGAGUUCAGGGUUCUGACUGACCCCCAGUCUUCAGCAGACAACCUUCUACCAGGAGUGCCACUCAUCCAGCCUCUCUCAGGUUUUAUCAGUUCCCAUAAAGAGCAAGUAUUGAAGGUUUAUUACUUACCUGGAGUGCCUGAGAUCUUUCAAAGAAGUUUCCAGAUACAGAUUGCCCACCUGGACCCAGAAAAUAUUACUCUGAGUGGAGAGGGAAUCUUUCCCCGAAUCUGCCUCGAUCUCCCCAGGAACCUCAAAGGAUGUGAAAAAUAUGAAAUCUUCUUAAAUCAGGCCAGAAAAAACCUAGAGAAAGAGUACAAUAAAUGUGAAACGCUUUAUCACUUAGAGACACCAGAGGAGACUGUGCCUGAUGACAAUUCUUCUGAGUUAAAUGCUCACCUCCAGAUGGAAGUAGAGCGACUUAUAGUCCAAGACUAUGCCAUAGAACAUCAGAAAUCAAUUGUCCCUGCUUCCAUGGAUGACUUCUACCAUCGGAGUCGCCGUAAGCCAAUCAAAGUCCAGCUCCCAGAAUACAUCCUGGACUUUGGCUACAUCAUCCUCGGUGACGUCCAAACCCACAUCAUCAAGAUCACCAACACCAGUCACUUUCCAGUGUCCUUCCAUGCAGAGAAGCGUGUCCUUCAUGACACAGGCUUUAGUAUUGAGCUAGAUCGUGUGAAGAAUCUGCCUUACUGUGAAACGGAAACAUUUGAAGUGCGAUUCGACACACAAGGGGGCAAUGUUUCUGUUGGCAACAAAGAGGUCAUUCUGCCCAUCAAGGUGGUUGGAGGGCCACCAGUUCACAUCUGUCUGCAAGCCAAGGUGACCAUUCCCAGUAUGACCCUGUCUUGUGGAAAAGUGGAGUUUGCCACGAUUCAGUGUGGACAGUGCCUUGUGGAAACUAUUCAGCUUUCCAAUCACCUCCAAGUCCCUUGUGAAUGGUUUGUCCAGAGCCAUAAGCCAGUUGUUAGCAAGCUGGAGAAACACAUGCCAAAAUACUUAAGACGCAAACUGUGUGCUGAAUUAAAGCCAAAGACACGGAUCUUUGAGAUUCAGCCCACUUCAGGGGUCUUGGAUCCUGGUGAGAGGUCCAACAUGCAAGUGAAAUUCAUGCCCAAAGAGGAGAAAGUCUACAGCCAAACCUUGGUGUUCCAGAUUGCCCAGAGUGCUCAAAAGCUUACUCUGCUGGUGGAGGGGCAAGGUCUAGAACCACGCUUGGAGUUUAGUCCCUCGGUUCUGGAGCUGGGGCCCCUGCUGCCCUACGCAGCUGGAGAUGAGGCCGAGGUGGUGGUGAAGAAUCCCUGCAGCUUUCCCAUUGAGUUUUACUCCUUAGAAUUUGACCAGCAAUAUCUUGUAGAAGAGAAGAUCUUGCGAACACUGAAGGGCUAUGAUUCCUACAACUCUCUGCUGCUGCCUCCUCGCCUUCCGGGGGAGAAGCUGCCCCCAGAGGUGUAUGAGUACUUCAGGGAGAUAAAGCGAUCCAAAGAGGAGCAGAUGAAGGUGAAAUAUCUGGAGACUCUGGCGCAGGAGAACGAAGAGGACGAUGGUCCCUUGUCAGAGCAGGGCACUUCGGCGAGCACAAAGAGGACCUCGCUCAGCCGAGGGAUCUCUGUCACGUCCAACCUGGAAGAGCGGCACAUCCCAAUGGUCGAGUCCAAGACCUACCCGGAGGAAGAGGAGGAUGAGGAGAGCCUGGAAAAACUCAUGUUGCAAACUGACAAGAUUCAGAGUACUGACAGCCACUCUGUGGAGGAGGUUGGAGAAGUAGAGAACAACCCAGUGAGCAAGGCCAUUGCUCGCUACCUGGGUAUUGACAUCUCUGCAGAAGGCCGCAUGGCCAAGAACCGGAAAGGCAUCGCCAUCAUCAUCCAUGGGACGCCCUUGUCAGGAAAGUCAGCCACCGCAGUCAACAUGGCCAGGUACUACAGUGCUGCCUGCCUGAACCUUGACUCUGUCAUGCUGGAAGCCAUCUCUGACAGCAACAACGUCGCAGGCAUCCGCGCCCGGGAGCUCUGCAUUCGGGCUGCCAUAGAGCAGUCCAUGAAGGAGGAAGAGUCUGCCCAGGAGGCUACUGCUGCGAGUCAAAAUGCCGUGGGACAAAUGCGACUCAGCAAUGAGACCCUGAGCAAGUUAACUUCAGAAUGCACUCUGGUAACACCCGAAGUGAAACCUACCAAGCCUGUGCGUGGGAGUGUGCUACUCACCAAGGGCAAGGCAGAGAGCCAUGGCUCUGGGUCUCAGAAGCAGCAUCACCAGCACUCGUCUGAAACGCCCCAGGUUUCCUCCAGCCCUCUCCCCGCGGGGCCCACGCAGCGUCGACUCAGUGUCAGCGCCAGUGUUGGAGGUGAUACCGGGCUCGUGAGCUGCGUGCUCCCUGAGGAGCUAUUCACUCAGAUCCUGGCCGACCGAAUUCAGCUGAGUGACUGCUACCGAGGAGUGGUGUUUGACAGCCUGGAGACACUCUUUGCUCGGAACGCAGCUACCGCUCUUCUCUGCCUGCUGAAGGCCAUCGGCAAUCGGGAGCACAUCUAUGUCAUCAACAUGGCCCAGGAUUACGCAGCCAUGAAGGCCCAGGAAAAAGCCAAAAAUGAGCAAGAAGAGCACAAACGCAGAGAAGCGCAGAAGAGAGAGAAGGAGCGUCUCCAAAGCAUGGAUGAGGAAGAAUAUGAUGCCUUGACAGAGGAGGAGAAAAUAACCUUCAACCGAGAGGUUCAGCAAGCCCUGCGGGAGAGGAAGAGGAGGGAGCUAGAGAGACUGGCAAAGGAGAUGCAGGAAAAGAAGCUACAGCAGGAACUUGAGCGACAGAAGGAAGAAGAUGAGCUAAAACGGAAGAAUAAAAAGCCAAAGCAGGGACCCGUAAAGGAGGAGCCGUCCACGAAGAAAUCUCAGAUACCAAGCCGGCAGAUUCUUACUUUUUCCAAACUAGAGGUGAAGAUGGACGCAGUAGAAAGAAAAGUGUCCGUCAGAGAGCAGGAGCAAGAAGAUAGCGAGGGGGACCUCCCGAAGGACACUGACAAGAACAUGGCCCAGAAGUUUAAGACCUUCGAGCUGACCCUGAAGGACAUCCAGAAUAUCCUCACGUACUGGGACCGGAAGCAGGGAGUUCUGCUGCAUCACAUUGGCGCUGAGGACAUGAGCCAUGAGGACGGGGCCGACCAGCGCCAGGUUCCCUCCGGAGGACGCCGAGGCCGCAAGGACCGGGAGCGGGAGCGUGCGGAGAAGGAGCGAGCCGAGAGGGAGCGCCUGGAACGGGAGAGGGCCGAGAGGGAGCGGCUGGAGAAGCUCCGCGCCCAGGAGGAGCGCAGCGACAGAGGCGAGGGCGAGGAGGAGGACCACGAAGGGAAGAAGGAUCUGGGUGUGCCGUUCAUAAACAUCCAGACGCCUGACUCCGAAGGCUCGAGCUGGAAGCAGGCCCUGGAAAAUGAGAGGCUUCCUAAAGGGGAACAGAUCCUAGACAUCUUGGGCCUGGGUUCCUCUGGACCACCUAUCCCACCACCUGCUUUAUACUCAAUCAUCUCCUACCCUGUGAAGCGACAGCCUUUGGCCAUGACAGAAAUCCUGAAGCAUUUCGUGUUUAUAACUCCACCCUCUGAAGACUUCUCCCUGAUGGAGGAGAAAAGAGAAGUGGAAGCAGAAACAGAGCUUUCAACCACCCCAGGCUCCUCAAAGACCCAGGAGGAGCAAAUCACCUUGUCUAAAGGGAGCAAACAGAAAACGAAAGAAAAAGAGAAAGAAAAGACGGAUCAGCCGCGUGAGACUCAGAAGGAGAAACGCCGCAUGGCCUUCAACAGGAAGGGCCUUUCUGCAGGAACUUCUGGAACCAUUGCUCCGCUGUCAGAUGUAGAGCAGAACAACUUAACUGGGCAGCAUUCCCAGGAGAAAUUCACCAGGCUGAAUCAUUUCCGGUGGAUCGUGCCUGCCAACGGUGAGGUGACAUUGCGCCUACACUUCUGUUCCAACGAUCUUGGGAUCUUUGACCAAACAUUUAACUUUGAGAUCCUUGGAACUCACCGCCAGUACCAGCUUUACUGCCGAGGUGUCUGCACUUACCCAUACAUUUGCCAAGACCCAAAGGUGGUAUUCCCUCAGCGGAAGAUGGAAAUGAAGGCAAAUGAGGUCAUCUUUAAGAAGUAUAUUGUGAGCAUGGAGAGGUUUCACUUCGGACCACUGCUUUGUGGGAAAUCAAGAGAUAAGUACAAGUCCUCCUUGUUCCCAGGCAACAUGGAGACACUGACAAUCCUGAACAGCUCCCCAAUGGUUGUGGAGGUGUAUUUCUGUUUUCAGAAUGACAUCAAAGCAAACACCUACUUCCUGGAGCCCAUCAACAUGAUUCUGAAACCCAAUGAGAAGCAGAUGCUGAAUGUAUGGGCCUACCCUACUGCAGUCGGUGUCUUUGAAGACAGCAUUGUCUGCUGCAUCAAGGGGAACCCCGAGCCGGCUGUCUUCAAGUUAAGCUGCCAGGGUGUCCGCCCAGAAUUGGAGCUGGAUCCCAGACAGUUGCAUUUUGACCGGCUCUUGCUGCACAGAAAAGACUCCAAGGCAGUUCUUCUCCGCAACAUCACACUCCUGCCCCUGGCCUGGAGGAUCACCAGCCUAGAGCACCUGGGCGAAGACUUCAGCGUGUCCACCAUGCAGGGGAUCAUAGCCGCCAAGUCUGAGUAUAGCCUUCAGGUGCAGUUCCAGCCCUCCAAACCUGUCAAUGUCAAGAAGGCAAUCCGGUUGGAGGUUUUGGACGCAGACAACCUCGUUGGUGUCGUUCAGAUUGAAAACAUCCUGAUCUUUGCCGAGUCCUAUGACGUUGCCUUAGACAUCACCUUCCCCAAAGGAGCUGAAGGAGGCCUUGAUUUGGGGAUUGUGAAAGUCAUGGACGAGGUGAAGCAGCCCCUGCAGCUGAAGAACCGUGGGAAAUAUGAGAUCAUGUUCAGCUUUUCUGUGGACUCCUUAGGGCUUUCUGCAACCAAUAUAAGUUCCAUGAUCACAGUCCAACCCAAGAAGGGCUCACUGACCACGACAGAAAAGCCCACAAAUGUCCAGGUGCUCUUCCAUGCAAAAAAGGAAGUGAAAAUCGAGAACCAGCCAGUUUUGCGCUGUCAGAUUAUUGAGCCUAAUAUCUCAGAAGGAGGUGAAAUUAUUGCCAGCAUCCCGAUUAAGUUUUCUGUGACUGCGGUGUUCUCCAAGUACAACAUCAGCCCCUCCUCCAUCAUCAACUUCGGGGCUUUGAUCUAUGGCACUCGUAAAAGCGCCUUCUUCACCAUAGAAAAUCAAGGCAUGAUCGACUUCAAGUAUGCCCUGUAUAGGCUGACAGGGGAGAGCCCCCUUCAUCAGAAGAAAGUAGCCACCCAUGUCAGACAUGCAAGAUCCCGGGAAAGCGAGAACUUUUACAAGACUGGACCUUCCAAAACAACCAAGUUCUCUGACUCUGUUCCGAAAGACAUGAACGUCACAAGCCAGGCUCGCUUCACCCAUGGGAUGUUCACCGUGUACCCUGGGUUUGGUACCAUCCCUUCCGGAGGGAUACAGGUCAUCACUGUUGACUGUGUGGCUGACCCCGUGGGAAGAUGUGAAGAGUUCAUAGCAAUUGAUAUCUCUGACCGAGAUCCAAGAGACCAGCCCGCUGGCAUCCCAUACAGCCUGUUGGCUGAAGCCUGUCAGCCAGCCUUUGUGACUGACAACAAUGGCUUGAUAUUUGAGGAGCACCAGCUCUGUAGCAGCACCAACCUGAACAGCAUCCUGCAGACCAUAGAGAGCGGGGGCUUGUAUGUGGAGGAUGAGAACAAGUUCAUCUUCUGCAACGUCCUGGUGGGCCACCAGGCCAAGGCUCGGUUCAAGAUCUGCAAUGUGGGAAAGAUCGCCUGUGAUGUGAACCUCGUGGUUAAGCCCAUCUCCAGUAAGGUCUUUGCCCGCAUCACAGACAUCUUUGAAGUGGAACCCAACAAGAUGUGUGUUGCUAGCCGCUCACACGCCUUUGCCACAGUGUCCUUCACCCCACAGACCAUGCAGACCUACCAGUGCAUCUUUGAGGCCACCUUGGAUGGCUUGCCCAGCAUCCUGGCCAAGAACCGAAGCCUUGUGUUUGAUAUUGUUGGAGAGGGGAACCUCCCUCGGGUGACUGUUGUGCGACCAGUUCUCUACAACCAGUAUGGAAAUCUCUUACUUCUCUUUAAGAGGCUUCUGCUUGGUCGUUCAGAGACACUGCCUCUUAUCCUCAAGAACAGUGGUGCCAUCCCCGCCAAGCUGCAUGUUGACCUACAGGACCAACUAGGAGUCUUCUCCCUGAAAGGGAAGCCUUCUACCUCCUACAUCUACAUCACAGAGGAAAACAAACCACAAGCAAAAGCAAAGAAAGCUCACACAGCUUCCCUGGUUGUUCCUCCUGGAGAAGUAGCUGAAUUUGAUGUUGUUUUCCACUCCAAGAAAGUAGGGAGAGUGGCAGGCACCCUUCACUUGUCAGUGAUCAACAACCAGUACGAGGAUACAGUCAUCCACAUGGCGGGAGAGGGCUAUGAGGAUGACAUCACCUUGGACAACAUCCACGGGCUGGUGGCUUCCUCCAGCCAGGAGUCCUCAGAUAUCUCUGAGGCCAAUGAGGAAAGCACCAUGGAAGACUUGGUGGCAGCUGCUCUGCUGAAUCACAUCCAGUUCGGGGACUGCCACAUUGGAACCAGCUAUAAUGUGAGCUUCAGCAUCACAAAUCACAGCCAAGCGAAUGUGAUACGGUUUGAAUGGCCGCUUUUAGCUACUGUUUCUUUCUCCCCACAGAUGGGCCACCUCCACCCUGGCUGUGCCAAGGACGUAGUGGUGACCAUGAAGUCAGACGUGCCCAUCAACCUGAAGAAGAUGGGGGUCAAGUGCAAGGUCUCCAAGAUCAUGUUUCCGCUCCCUGCAGACCAAGUACCUGACUGGGAUGACCGCAUGCGGACGGUCAAGUGGGUGGACGUGCCCAGAAACACUCCCGGGACUUUCACUACAAAACGAAAAGUGAUAGAGACUGAUCCCGAGCCGGCUUACUCAGUCCUAGAAGAGAACUAUCGAGAACUGCAGCUGCAAAUCAGUGCCCACGUGAAUUUCGCCUCAUAUAAGUGCCAGACUACCGAUGUGCACUUUAAGGAAACCCUGGUUUACCAGACUCGAGUGUUUGAGUUUGAACUGAUUAAUUCAGGAAAUGUGCAGCUGGCAUUCAACUGGAUCUCAGAAGAGACAGCAAAGGCUGUCAGCUUUGCCAUGCCAGACAACCAAGGUUUCUCCCAAAGAGACCAGCUUAGCCAGGCCACGCUGCACACGCUCAGCACAGUGGACAGUGCCAUGGACCACUGGAAUGAAACUUCCCUGCCACCCUUCUCUGUGGAGCCCAUCUCGGGUACCGUGCCAGUGGGGAAGACUCAGAAGCUCAAAGUAAAAUUCUCCCCACUGGAAGUUGGAGACUUUGAGAGCAAUCUUUUCUGCCAGAUUCCUAACCUGCCACCCGGAGAGCAUGGCCCAGUCCUGUCAGCCAAAGGGCGGAGCUCCCUGCCCAUCUGCCAUUUUGACCUGAAAGAUUCAGACUACAUCAUCGGUCAUCGGCGCAACCCAGACCUCCGAGGGCCUAGUGGUGGGGCUCUGGAUCCAAACACCCGGGUGAUUGAGUUCACCAGCGUGGGCAUAGGAGGGAAGAAUCUCCGGACCUUUACAAUACUAAACCCGACCAGUAGCGCCUAUGCCUUUUCCUGGGUCUCUGAAGAAAUUGAAAGUCUCCAGAACCCUCCAGCCUUCACGUGCCUUACAGAAAAGGGCCUCAUCCUCCCUGAAAAGAAAGCUGAGGUUAUCUUCCAGUUCACACCUUCCCAUCUGGACAUCUCGGAGGCAUUCUGGACUUUCUUAAUCCCCGAACACAACAUCACAGUCCCUUUCCUGCUGGUAGGCAAAGCCACUGACCCUCUCAUCAAUUUGGACAAGUCACAUAUCAACUUCAGUUGUCUCCUCAUUGGCAGGGAAGCCAGGGAGACUGUGAAGAUCAUCAACAAGGAGGAGCAGGAGUUCCACUUUGCCUUCCAGGACACCUCCCGGUAUUCUGAAGCUUUCAGCAACAGCCUGGUUGUAUGUCCCAUGGAAGGCUGGGUCCCCCCACUGUCCAGGUUCCCAAUUGAUAUUUUCUUCACACCGAAGAAAGAAGGAGAUGUGAACUUUAAUUUGAUCUGCAAUGUGAAAAAGAAAGCCCACCCUCUGACCUUAAAUGUCAAGGCUGAGGGCUACUCUGUGAACGUGGAGGUCAAAUGCAAGGACAGGAACGGCUCCGUCACUCUCCUGACUCCCAACCAGACUACCAUUGUCAACUUCUAUGAGGUGGAAUUGAAUGAGUGUGUCCGGUGUGAAUUCAGCUUUAUCAACACUGGAAAGUUCAACUUCAGCUUCCAGGCAGAGCUGUCUGGCCCUAGAUCCCUGCUACAGUACUUGGAAUUUUCACCCACCGAUGGCAGUGUGGACGUGGGGCAGAGUGCACACGCCUCCCUGUCUUUCCGGCCAUUAAAGAAAUGUGUCUUGAAGGGUCUGGAACUCAAAAUCAAGAUCAGCCACGGUCCAACAUUUACGUGCACCAUCUCAGGCUUUGCUGUGAGCCCAGCUGUCCAUUUCUCCUUCACCAGCUACAACUUUGGCACCUGCUUCAUCUACCAAGCUGGCAUGCCCCCAUACAAGCAAACCCUGCUUGUCACCAACAAGGAGGAGACAGCUAUGAGCUUGGAUUGUUUGUACACCAACACCAGCCACCUCGAGGUGAACUUCCGAGUCGAUGUGAUAAAGCCAGGAAAGACACUGGAGAUCCCCAUCACCUUUUAUCCUCGAGAAACUAUCAGUUAUCGAGAACUCAUCCCCUUUGAAAUCAAUGGGCUCUCGCAGCAAGUAGUUGAAAUCAAAGGGAAAGGAACGGAAAUGAAGAUUUUAGUCCUAGAUCCAGCCAAUAAGAUUUUGAAGUUAAGAGCCAUCCUACCUGGACAGGUGGUGAAAAAAAUGGUUUCCAUCAUGAACAACAGCCAAGCCCAGCUCACAUUUAACCUGUCAGUCAUGUUCUCGGCAGAACUCCAGGAAACCAAGGUCAUCACCUUGUCACCAUUCCGCAACAUCACUCUGAAGCCCAAAGAGGUUCAGAAGCUGGAAGUCACCUUCGCCCCACUAAAGCGUGUCCCUCCCUUCUCCGAGGAGGUGUUCAUGGAGUGCAUGGGGCUCCUGCGGCCCCUUUUCCUCAUCAGUGGCUGCUGCCAGGCCCUGGAGAUCUCCCUAGACCAGGAGCAUCUUCCCUUUGGACCAGUCGUGUGUCAGACACAAGCCACGCGUCGCAUCCUCAUGUUGAACACGGGUGACGUGGGUGCAAGGUUCAAAUGGGAUACCAAAAAACUUGAGCCUCUGUUCUCCAUCAGCCCGGAAGAGGGCUAUAUCACCGCAGGCAUGGAGGUUUCUUUUGAAGUGACUUACCAUCCUACCGAGGUGGGCAAGGAGAUUCUCCACAAAAACUUGCUCUGCUUCAUCCAGGGAGGCAGUCCUCUGAGCCUAACCCUGUCUGGAGUGUGUGUGGGACCACCUUCAGUAAAAGAGGUGGUGAAUUUCACCUGCCAGGUGCGCUCCAAGCACACACAGACCAUCAUGCUUUCGAACCGCAGCAACCAGACCUGGAAUCUGCACCCCAUCAUUGAGGGUGAGCACUGGGAGGGGCCCGAGUUCAUCACCCUGGAGCCUCACCAGCAAAACAAGCCCUACGAGAUCACCUACCGGCCCCGCAGCAUGAACGUGGAGAGCCGCAAACAUCAGGGCACCCUCUUCUUCCCCCUCCCAGAUGGGACUGGCUGGCUAUACAUGCUGCACGGGACUUCCGAGCUCCCCAAGGCUGUGGCCAAUAUCUACCGUGAAGUGCCAUGUAAGACACCCUACACUGAGCUCCUGCCAGUCACCAACUGGCUGAACAAGCCCCAGAGAUUCCGGGUCAUUGUGGAAAUAUUGAAACCAGAGAAGCCUGACCUGACUGUCACCUUAAAGGGCCUUGAUUACAUUGAUGUGCUGUCCUCCUCCAAGAAAGAUUACAAGCUGAACUUCUUCUCCUACAAGGAGGGACUGUACACAGCAAAGGUGAUCUUCCGAAAUGAGGUGACCAACGAGUUCUUAUACUACACGUUGAGUUUCAGGGUCAUCCCUUCAGGCGUCAUCAAAACCAUUGAGAUGGUGAGCCCCAUCCGGCAGAGCACCUCGGCCUUCAUCAAGGUGGAAAACCCCCUGCCUUACAUGGUGACCUUCUCCACGGAAUGCAGGAUGCCCGACAUCAGCCUGCCCUCCCAGUUCGUGGUGCCCGCCAACUCUGAGGGGACCUUCACAUUUGAAUUCCAGCCCCUGAAAGCUGGAGAAAGCUUCGGGAAACUGACACUGCACAACAGCGAGCUGGGUUACUACCUAUAUGAGCUCAAUUUGAAAGCCUUGCCAGCACUGCCUGAAAAGCCCGUCCACUUCCAGGCUGUUCUUGGCAGCGGCCAGAGCAUCUUUGCCAAGUUCACCAAUUACACUCGGCAGAAGACAGAAUACUACUGCAGGACCGACAGUCCAGACUUCCACACGGAAAAGGUCAUCUACGCGGCGCCUGGGGCGCAGGGCGGCACGGAGGUCAGCGUGGAGGUGUACUUCGAGCCCAGCCACCUGGGCGAGAGCAAGGGCAUCCUGACCCUGUCGUCGCUCGCGGGUGGCGAGUACACCAUCCCCCUCUUCGGGGUGGCUCUGGCCCCCAAGCCACAAGGCCCCUUCCUGAUCCGAGCCGGCUACAGCAUCGUCAUCCCCUUCAAGAACGUCUUCUACCGCCCGGUCACCUUCUCCUUCAUCGUGGAGAACAACGCGUUCUCCAUCCGCGCCACGGACUCUGUGAAGCCCAAGAAGAUCAACAACAUCACAGUCUACUUCGAAGGAAACCCAUCGGGCAGCAAAACCCCCAUCACCAGCAAGCUGAUUGUGACCUGCCCGCCCGGAGAAGGCAGCGACACUGCAACUAAGUGGGUUUAUUACCUGAAGGGGAUCACCCCGUAGUGUGAACCAGGGUUGGCAGCGUCAUCAAAAAGCCAUCUCAUCAGCCGUUAAGACCUUUGUGUUGUUCUAAGCCCCACAAAGAAUAGAGGAAAUAAUGAGAAUUCUAAAGGUACUAUCUCCAGUUCAAUUAUAAGGGCACUUAUUUUCACAUUAUAUGAAUUCCAAAUAUCUAUAUGAAAUACAGAUACUCCAUGUUUAACACAGUAACCAUAUAAAACAGAGCUAUAUUUUACUUUGCAAGA
Messenger RNA from Bubalus bubalis (water buffalo), 15770 nucleotides. RefSeq names its product HYDIN axonemal central pair apparatus protein (gene HYDIN). Lineage: Eukaryota; Metazoa; Chordata; Mammalia; Artiodactyla; Bovidae. Gene Ontology annotation, biological process: cilium movement; axonemal central apparatus assembly. The transcript is spliced from 88 exons. The record is from RefSeq and is a predicted model, not a curated record. Gene Ontology annotation, cellular component: axoneme. Bases 277 to 15528 code for a protein of 5083 amino acids.